AUAUUUAUUUUAUUUAUUAUUAGAAGUACUUCUUAUUUAUCAAAACGUAUAAUAUUUAUAUAAAAUCCUUAAAAAUAAUCACUGUUUUACAAAAUUUUAUUACAUCUAAUAAUUAAUUUUUUUAUCACAUCAAACAACAAUGAAAUUUCAUAUUUUAUCAAUAUUUUUUGUUACGGUGUUCAUUUCAUUUUACAUGGAAAUAUGUCAUUGUGCCAAGAAAGAAAUUAUUGAAUGUUCUACUAAUGAUUGUCCUAUUUGUACGAAUACAUUAAGAGAACCAAUUCAUACGACAACAUGUGGACAUGAAUUUUGUAAAGGAUGUAUAGACAGAUGGUUACAAGAUAAAAGUACAUGUCCAAUAUGCCGAAGUAGUAUCGAUAGUAGUAAUGUCCCAGAUAGCUCAAGGUCUGAAGAGGAAAUCAUUCAAAAUAAUUCUCAAAAUGUGGAAUUUAUUCCAUUAAUAAUAAGUUAUGAAGGUAAGCAUAAAUUACUAGUAAUAAGUUAAAUGUGAAUGAAUAACUAAUUUUUUUAAUAAUAUUGAUAAUUAAACUCUGCCUAACUGGGGUUCCAUACUAUACCUGGGGUCCUUACGAGUAAAUUACAGAUACCCGUUGAACUACCCGGCUACGACGGGUACGAUUAGUUUUUACACAAUAAGUAUUACUUUACAACCAAUAUAACAAAAAUGUAGUGAUUAUUCAAUUAUUAAAACGAGUAAAAUUUA
Molecule: messenger RNA, 724 nt
Organism: Daktulosphaira vitifoliae (grape phylloxera)
Lineage: Eukaryota; Metazoa; Arthropoda; Insecta; Hemiptera; Phylloxeridae
Product: E3 ubiquitin-protein ligase NRDP1-like
Exons: 7
Coding region: 140-505 (121 amino acids)
Biological process (GO): ubiquitin-dependent protein catabolic process; protein polyubiquitination
Molecular function (GO): ubiquitin protein ligase activity
Source: RefSeq, a predicted model, not a curated record